Gregarina niphandrodes is the source of this 852-nucleotide messenger RNA. RefSeq names its product putative transmembrane protein. Lineage: Eukaryota; Apicomplexa; Conoidasida; Eugregarinorida; Gregarinidae. The transcript has a single exon. The record is from RefSeq and is a predicted model, not a curated record. Bases 1 to 852 code for a protein of 283 amino acids.
AUGUUCCUCUCGUUGUUAAUUUUAGUAGAAGUGGUGUACAGUACCGAGCACGUGCCGAUAACCCAAGAGAGCCGAUUGGUGUUGCGUUGCGAAGACACAACGAGUGGAGAUGACUCGAAUCUGAGUUUAUGCCAGUGGGGCUGUUAUAGGAAAUGCAUAGCGCCGUUUGCCGGGACGGGCAACGAAGACAUAGUGAUAUCUGGUGUGCAGUUUGAAAGUUGUGUGGAGGAAUUACCGGACGACUGCCGACUGCACGGCAGUCUGUACACUCCCGUCCUGCUGGAUACUUAUUGCAUUGGAGACCUGGGUCCUAGUGGAGGCAAGUACUAUAAAAUGUUCAUUCCCGCAACGGAUGGGAUUAUGUAUUCGGACACAUUUUCUCCGACAAAUGUUUUGUUGGGCCUGUAUAACCAGUCCAGUACCGUACCCACAGAUGAGUGUCUGAGCAACAGCAUUUACUACGUCUUGGCACCGACGACUGAUGCUCUCGGAUACACCAUUCAGACUGAUGGAAUUCAGUUUAUCUCUUCUGACGACGAAGCUGGAUACUUGAGCUGCCCCGCACUCCCUGAAUGGUCCAGUGAACAGAGUGCUGUCACGACCUUCCCCGUCAUCUCUGAAACGUCCUACGGUAUCCCGUUGACCAACGUCAGCACUGCCCUCUCCAUCUCCCAAAGGGGAAUGCUCGUCGAAGACAACGUGGUUGUAUUCGGGACGCCCUCCAAGUGCCGUAUGACAUACCCAGCUGAUGCGUACCUUUUCCUUCAAGGCAACUUCACCAUGGCCACAGGAACUUUUCUUAACGUUGCGACUACAGGCUUCAUCGCACUUUUGACAAACGUCUUUUUGUAA